UCCGACCUUCCCUCGGACUUGACCUGCGGCACAGUCGCUUCUAACUCAUGCACAACCUCACCCGCCCAGAUGUUUUAUAGACCUGCCGCAAUUAUUAGAAGAGCAUUUCCGCAACAAGUCGCCAGAGAAGAUCUGUGGAGACGGAGUGACCAGGUCUCCUUAGCACCUCCUAGCAAGAUACCCGAGUGCUGAACAGGAUGUCUUCAGUACAAGUGACCGAGGGCAGAGUGGUCUCUGCGGGACAGUCUUUGUUUUACCGGCAGGCCGUGCCAUCCCAGGGUUCACCUAGGCUGUCUGUGUUGCUUCUUCAUGGGAUCCGCUUCUCCUCAGAGAUUUGGCUUAACCUCAAGACUUUGGAAAAGCUGGCAGAGGCUGGCUACCGUGCUGUUGCCAUAGACCUCCCAGGUCUCGGAAAUUCCAAAGAAGCAGUGGCCCCUUCUCAGAUUGGCAUUCCAGCUCCUGGGAGCUUUCUGAAAGAGGUGGUUGUAGGUUUACAACUCAGUCCAGUUGUGGUCAUCAGCCCCUCUCUGAGUGGCAUGUACUCCCUGCCUUUUCUAUUUGAACACAACAACCUGGUAAAGGCGUACAUCCCAGUGGCCCCCAUCUGCACAGAGAAGUUCACCGCUGAGAGCUAUGCUGCCAUUAAGACUCCAGCCUUCAUUGUGUAUGGGGACCAGGAUGCAGAGCUGGGAGAGGCUUCCUUUAGGAACCUGAAGAAUCUGGCCAGCCACAGGGUGCUGGUGAUGAAAGGAGCGUCACACGCUUGCUACCUUGACAAUCCCGAAGAGUGGCACAGUGGCGUGCUGGACUUCCUUAGCUCUCUGUAGUUCAGUGUGCGUGAGGGCCACACCUGUCACCUGGAAGAGCCAGACAAGUGAACCACGACUGGGAAGAGUGGAAUUAGUGGCCUUGCUCUAUUGAACAAGGGCCACCUGACAUUAUGGCAAAUCAUGUACCAAUCAUUUCAAUGUGGCCGGAUAUGAGGGACCAAGUGAUUUUCUGUUUUAGUUUUAUUUUCAUUUUUGGAUGCGGCCUCAUUUGCUAUUGUUUUUCACAAUUAAUUUUUUUUAGAACCAGAUAUAAGUGCUAAUAAAUUUCCCUUCAAGUAA
Erpetoichthys calabaricus (reedfish) is the source of this 1109-nucleotide messenger RNA. RefSeq names its product abhydrolase domain containing 14B (gene abhd14b). The coding region runs from base 198 to 827 and encodes 209 amino acids. The transcript has 4 exons. The record is from RefSeq and is a predicted model, not a curated record. Gene Ontology annotation, cellular component: cytoplasm. Lineage: Eukaryota; Metazoa; Chordata; Cladistia; Polypteriformes; Polypteridae.